AACAAAACCAAAGCUUAUAUAAAUAAACUAGUUUUUUAUUACGCUUUUUUUUCUUUUCAACUGUUUUUUUCUUUUUUAUCUCUCAAAAAAAAAAGCCCCUUCCUCUCUUUAAUAAAACCUUAAUUUUCUCGAUCCUUACAACUCAAAGCACAGACACACAUAGGCACUGAACUCAGAGAAUCAACAAUCACAAAAAAAAAAACGUUUAUUUAGAUGCACAUCAAAUCUCUUUCCUUAGCUACACUCGGUCUUCUUUUCCUUACUACAGGAAAAUUCGCUCAAGCAGAAGCUACUACUAGCAACAACCUCGCUCUUGUUCAUGGCGGUGUCGAAGUCGCUGACUCUUAUCUUUCAGUCUUCAGCUCUGACGGCAGUGAAGAAAACGAUUUCGAAUUAUCUGAUGAAGUUGAUGAAGAAUCUCACGUUUUGACCAAGCGCGCUGACGAUUGUACAAAGUACCAUACUGUCAGCGGUAGCGACAGCUGUGUUAAGCUUGCCAAGAAGUAUGAUAUUACUUUGGAUAACAUUUAUGACUGGAACCCUCAAAUCAAGAGUGGUUGUCCCAACCUCAACAAUGGAAAGAAGUACUGUGUUCAAAAGUCUAACAAGUCUAGUGGUAGCAGCAGUAGCAGCGGAUGCGCCAAGACACACAAAGCUACUGAUUCUGAUACUUGCGCCAAUUUGGCUAAGUCCAAUGGCAUCAGUUUGAGCCAAUUCUACAAGUUGAACCCUCAAGUUCACAAGAGCUGUGACAACCUCAAUACUGGCAAGACCUACUGUGUUAAGGGUGGUUCUAGUAGCUCCACUAAAGUGACCAGCUUGGCUGCUAAAAAGACUACCAAAAAGAAGACCACUAAGAAAUUCGCUAAAAAGUCUUCCUCCAAGGAAACCCGUAAAAAGUUACAAACCAAGUCUGCCUUCACCUACUAUUGGAUUGCUCAAGAAAACGACUAUUCUGGUGGUAAGAAGGUUACUGUCAAGACCUGUAAUGGUAAGGCCAUUGCUUCUGUUGGUGAAAAGUAUGCCGAUGCUCUUGUCAUGGAAGGUACUGGUGUCGUUGGAUCCAAGAUUGUUAACCUUGGUGGCUGUACCUGUUCUGAUUACAAGUGUUUCGAAUUAGUCGACAAGAAGACUGACCCUUAUGGUUUGACCUCUUAUGGUUCUCCUCUCCGCCCCUAUGUUACCAUUGCUUCUAAUGAUAUCAAGAAGAACACCAAGAUCUAUGUUCCCGCUCUUGUUGGUUGGUCUGUUCCUGGCUCCAGAAAGAAGCACAAUGGUUGUUUGUUGGUUGAUGAUCAAUCCUGGAGUUUCAAUGGCAAGCACAUUGAUUUCUACGUUUACUCUAUGGAUAACUACGAAAAGUUGGACAAGGCUCAUAAGAUCAACAAUGUCGAUAUCUACCAAGGUGGUUCUUGUAAGCUUCUUGACUACAUGUCAUAAUCGUAAUAAACUAUACAUAUUUUUUCCUUUUAUCUUGCAUUUCCUGUAUUCAACAACAAAUUUCGAG
This is a messenger RNA of Gilbertella persicaria, 1507 nucleotides long. RefSeq lists its product as uncharacterized. Lineage: Eukaryota; Fungi; Mucoromycota; Mucoromycetes; Mucorales; Choanephoraceae. The coding region runs from base 214 to 1440 and encodes 408 amino acids. The record is from RefSeq and is a predicted model, not a curated record. The transcript has 3 exons.